This is a messenger RNA of Saccharomycodes ludwigii, 2775 nucleotides long. It is a transcript of the gene HMI1, whose product is annotated as ATP-dependent 3'-5' DNA helicase. Gene Ontology annotation, molecular function: hydrolase activity; ATP binding. The coding region runs from base 1 to 2775 and encodes 924 amino acids. Gene Ontology annotation, biological process: mitochondrial respiratory chain complex IV assembly. The transcript is spliced from 2 exons. NCBI's taxonomy places the organism in Eukaryota, Fungi, Ascomycota, Saccharomycetes, Saccharomycodales, Saccharomycodaceae. The record is from RefSeq and is a predicted model, not a curated record.
AUGUACAAUACAGCAUCACAACAAAAUGUCAUCAACUAUCCAUAUAAACCAAAUACUAUACUUAAAGUAGUUGCAGGUCCAGGAUCAGGUAAAACACAGACUUUGCUGAUGAAAAUUAAAAAAAUGAUCCAAAAUGAUGAGUUGUUACCUCAUCAAAUCCUAAUAUUAUCAUUAACCAACAAAGCCAUUGAUAACAUUGUAAGUAAUUUAUCCAAACUGAGUGAUGAUAGUAACGGCAUUGAUAACAGACUUAUUUCCUCGCUAAAUAUUCAUACGGUUCAUUCGCUGGCCAAUAAAAUUGUGGAAUAUAACGAAGGUGCAGUAGAUAUUAUUGAAGAUAAUGGAUGGAGAGGAUUGUUAAAACUAAUACCUGGAAAAGCCACUGGAGACGGCUUUUUCAUUAAUAAUAACAACAAUACCAAAAUGAACCCCAGAACCCUGGAAAGAUUAAUUCAAAAUUUUAAAAAUGGUAAGUACAUCAACCAUAAUAAAAAGAUGGGAGAAAUCUUAAGAGAGUUAACUGAAAUCCUAAACACUUCGAAAGUGUAUACCAAUGAUGAUUUGAUCAUCAAAGCAUCCAAAUAUCUGCAAAAGAACCAGUAUCCACUGAUUCAUAACGACAUUAAAUUAGUUCUUAUUGAUGAAUAUCAAGAUCUCUAUCCACUAUUAACACCUUUUAUCAGAAGUCUAAUGAUGAAUCAAGAUAAUACACCUAACGAUAAACAAUUAAUAAUUUUUGGUGAUAUUAAUCAAAGCAUUUAUGAGUUUUUAGGGAAUAAUAAACAGGUUAUAGAUGAGCUAGUAAAUAUGCCUGGCUACACCACUGACAUUAUACAUUUGGAGGAUAACUUUAGAUCAAGUAAAGAAAUCGUAGAGUAUUCCAGGCUUUGCAAACCCUUUAAAAACGCCACCUUGGACAAAAAAACACAUGAUUAUCAUAAUAAGCCAGAAAGCGGUGUAUCUCCACAAAUCAUGAAUUUCUAUUAUAAUAAGCCCAUGGAUAUUUUUUAUGAACCUUUAGACUUUAUAUUAAAUGAAAUCUGUAAAUUGAUUUGUUCAACUCAUGUUAAGUUGUCGGAUAUUGCUAUUUUGGCCAGAUCAAAUGCAGAACUAUCCAUUUUAAAAUCGUACUUUAACAAUUUUGGAAUUCCAGUGGAGAAAUUAACACCACAGCCUUCAUGGACAUUGGAUUCUAAUAUUGUUUUUUUGAUAGAUUUAAUGAGGCUAGCUAAUAUAGUAUCAACUGUUGAUGAAGGGAAAAAGCUUGAUUUUAGAAGGGGAGAUUUUGAAACCAUGCUAAGUCUAAGUGCACAAAGGAUGAUAGGUCCUAAAACAAUCCAAUUAUUAUAUCAUAAUAGUCAGCUGUCAGGGUUAUCUAUGUGGGAUUUUAUACUUGCAAAAAAGUAUCCGAUUGGCGUUAAUAAGCCUGCUUUACUUUCAUAUUUGAAUAAUAUGAAAGAUGAGAUCCCCAACUGGUAUAAGAUUACUGAUGCAGACGAAUUGUUUACGAGAGUCUGUGUUUUGGGUUAUAAAUUUGGAAUUUCAAAUGGUGUAACAACGGCAAUUGAUAGCAUUGAAGAAUUUGAAAAAAAUAUAACCCAAUUUUAUAAAACUUUAAAGCUUUGCGAAUUAAAUAAACCGCCAGAGGAGAGUUUACUAUCGUGGUUUUUGGAAAAGUAUUUAGAAGAGAGUUGUAUUUAUGCAAAACACUUGAAAGACGAAUCCAUGAAAGAUAUAGGGCAUUUGCAAAUAUCUACUGUGCAUGCAUCUAAAGGUUUGGAAUUUCCUAUUGUAUUUGUUUUGGAUAAAUGGAGGCUUGCUACAAAUAGAGGAUAUGGUAAUGAUACGGCCCCUGGAGAAUAUCGAUCAGGACUUGAGCCUAAUGUUAAAGGGGUUAUGAUUAAACCUUCUUUACCUAUCACCAGGGUGAUAUCGUUAACAGCAAAGAAUUCCCUUUUCACUUCAACAAGAGUAUUUCAAAAUAACACUAAUAGCCCUAUCACUACUACACAAAAGAAAAAGCCUCUAAGUAGGAUCCCCAUUGGUGGUUCACACGAGAGUAACUCAUCUGCAAAUUUGAAAAAACCCACCACUAUAGAAUUCACCACAUGGAAAGCUGGUGCUUUAUUGAUUGUUGUUGGUAGUGUUUUGUUCUAUGUCUUCAACAAGGAAAAGAAAAGAUUGCAAAUAGAGAAAGAAGCCGAAUCCAAUAGAGGGUACGGUAAACCACUAAUUGGUGGUGCCUUUAACUUGAUAGAUUUUAAUGGCAACCCAUUCACUGAAAAGAAUUUACUAGGAAAGUUUAGUAUUUUAUAUUUUGGAUUUUCGCAUUGUCCAGAUAUUUGUCCCGAAGAGUUGGAUCAAUUAGGCAAUUGGUUAGACGAGUUGGAAAAGAGAGGUAUUAAGGAUAUCCAACCAAUUUUUGUUACAUGCGAUCCAGCAAGGGACAGCCCAGAAGUAUUGAAAGAAUAUUUGAGUGAGUUUCAUCCUGGUAUCAUUGGGUUAACGGGUACUUAUGAUGAAGUUAAAAACGCAUGUAAAAAAUACAGGGUUUAUUUCUCAACACCCCCAAAUGUUAAACCUGGACAAGAUUAUUUGGUUGACCAUUCGAUUUUCUUUUAUUUAAUGGAUCCCGAAGGUGCAUUUGUUGAUGCGUUAGGGAGACAAUAUGAUGGUAUUACAGGUGCUAAUAAAAUUGAAGAGCAGAUUAAGACUUAUGUUCCAAAAGCUGAGCGUGAAAAAAGGAAAAAAUCUUGGUACUCGUUUUUGUUUUAA